CGCUUCUGGACAUUUAAAAACGUUUGUUUAAUGAUGUAGACUAAUCUUAUAUUUAACAAUAAUGAACAAGGCGGAAGAGUGAUACGAUUCCCAGAAAAUCAGCGGGAAAAGACUCCUGAACUUCGCCAGCUUUGAAUGAUUCAAUGGGCCUAAUUACAGUCAGUGCCAAUUUUGGUAAGCAGCAGAGACAUACGGGGAAAAGAUAUUCUACUUUGAGGCAAUAUGCCAAGCAGGCAUCCACUAGACUAUGACAUAAAGUACAGAGCCAUGAUCAUCGAAAUCGUUCCAGUACACCAAAAUGAAAUGAUAUGGCUAUUGGCUGAGUUCCCGGUAAGGCCGCCAGCCAGCACAGGGCCAACCGUCGGUGAUGGAAGUGGAAUGGUGCUUGUGAUGACCACGAUGGGGGUGGAUGGAGGUGGAGCUGUGGUGGUUAUAGGCGUGGCGAGGGAUAGUGAGGAGAUAGUGGAAGUUAGAUCGCUAGAGCUUGGCAACGAUUGACUGGGCAAAAAGCUGCUGUUGCUGCUUGAAGCCGUGAUUGUGGCGGUGGGCGGCGGCGGCAUGCUCGUGGUGGCGGUCAGCAAGGUGCUUUUAGGGCUCGCCAAGUGAUGGGUAGAGGAUUUGCGAGUUGUCGGCUUCUUUUUUAUCUUGGUUUUCUUAGUGGACUUUGGAGUAGCAACUGCAGCGACUUUAUGGGCCUUUGAUUGGGUGCUUUUGUGAUGAUGAUGUGUGGUGGUGGUGGACAGG
This is a messenger RNA of Umbelopsis ramanniana AG, 744 nucleotides long. RefSeq lists its product as uncharacterized. The record is from RefSeq and is a predicted model, not a curated record. The transcript has a single exon. Bases 223 to 498 code for a protein of 91 amino acids. NCBI's taxonomy places the organism in Eukaryota, Fungi, Mucoromycota, Umbelopsidomycetes, Umbelopsidales, Umbelopsidaceae.